AUGCUUGGCCGGCUCUCAUGGUUGGAUACGGUAUGUAUCGACUACCAUGUGAAGCGCAACUACGAACGGUGGUGGCAGAAGUAUGCCUACGUUUUUAGCUCCUCGUUAUCCUGUGGGAUUGGUAUUGCCGGUCUGGUAAUCUUCUUUGCUGUCCAGUUCCAUGCUGUUGAUAUUAACUGGUGGGGCCAAUACCGUGUCGUAUAA
Molecule: messenger RNA, 204 nt
Organism: Penicillium samsonianum
Lineage: Eukaryota; Fungi; Ascomycota; Eurotiomycetes; Eurotiales; Aspergillaceae
Exons: 1
Coding region: 1-204 (67 amino acids)
Biological process (GO): transmembrane transport
Molecular function (GO): oligopeptide transmembrane transporter activity
Source: RefSeq, a predicted model, not a curated record